CUUGCAUGCUGUCGGAAAGCAUCUCAGAGGCGGGGACGGCAGCUUGCGCUUCCGUGAUGCCACCGUCUGAGCACGCCUGUACACGAGUAGCGAUGGACCUUCGGCUAACUCUUCGGGUACCAAUGCGAGAGUAUUGCUUCAAGUAACUGUACAUUAUUGAUAUUGAAAGCUAUUCUGUAGAACCUGGUUUCCGAUCAGUAUCCUAAAAGUGAGAGACAAGGCUACAAUCCCGACUACCACCAUCCAAAUGGCUCCGACACUAAACUAUGUCUUCUCCCUCCAUGUUAACCUAGCACCACCCGUCGACCUCGGCCCCUUAUCCGCAGGUCACAGAAGAUACAUCCCCAUCACCGGUGGUUCCAUCAAAGGGACACGGCUGGAGGGAAUCAUAUUGCCAGGCGGAGGCGACUGGAAUGAUGCACAAGUUGAUGGGAGCUACCACAUGCGAGCAGAAUAUGUGCUCCAAGCCAAUGAUGGAACAUCGAUCUUCAUCCAUAAUGAAGGAGAUGCUCGCAACGAUGCGUCGUCCGGUUGGUAUGCACGAACGGUCGCCAAGUUCGAUGUCAAGGAGGGCCCGCAUGCUUGGUUGAAGAAGUCACUCAUCAUCGGCGAACAGCUUCCACCUCCACCUUCUCUCGCGUUUGUCGAGUUCAAUUUCUACGAGGUGCUGUAGAAGCGAAGAGAAUAAGAAAUGCUACGGGUGACUGCGCGCUCACAGCCAAGCUUCUCAAUCACAUCACCUCCUCACCCAUCCUACGUAUUACUUGCAAGCCGGGCACCUCCAGUUCCAGUGGUGCGCGCUCUCUUUUGUCCACGUGCUCGGCCUCAUGUACUCGUCGUGAG
Messenger RNA from Baudoinia panamericana UAMH 10762, 843 nucleotides. RefSeq lists its product as uncharacterized. The transcript has 3 exons. The record is from RefSeq and is a predicted model, not a curated record. Lineage: Eukaryota; Fungi; Ascomycota; Dothideomycetes; Mycosphaerellales; Teratosphaeriaceae. The coding region runs from base 248 to 673 and encodes 141 amino acids.